This is a messenger RNA of Micromonas commoda, 1869 nucleotides long. RefSeq lists its product with no specific name. The transcript has a single exon. Bases 1 to 1869 code for a protein of 622 amino acids. The record is from RefSeq and is a predicted model, not a curated record. NCBI's taxonomy places the organism in Eukaryota, Viridiplantae, Chlorophyta, Mamiellophyceae, Mamiellales, Mamiellaceae.
AUGGGCGCGUCCAAGGAGGUCGAGAGCCUCGCGGCGCGGCUGGAGGACUUUCCAGGCUUUGAUGAGAUGCGCGCGGGCUCCGCCGCGGGCUCGUCCUGCGGCGAAACCCCGAUGAAGGACGGCGGCGGGCGCGGUCCGCCCGAUAUCGUGGUCGCGUCCGAUUUGGUCCGCUCCGAGUCAGACGACGUCUCCGAUUUCCAGGACGCGACGCUCGUGGAAAUCAUGCGCGAGCGCAUCCAGGAGCUGGAACGCGAGAACGUCGCGCUCCGAUGGCGCGAGCGCACCGCGGAGGCGCGCAUCGAGGCGGAGAUCGCGAAGGCGGCCACCACGGCCGCGGAGCUCGCCGCGGAGAAUUCCCACGCCGAGCUCGAGCGACGCCUCGAGUCCAUGGCGCACGCGCUGGACAUCGAGCGCCAGCGCCGCCAGACCGCCGAACGCGACGCCGACCUCGCGCGCGGCGUCGGCGAGGAGGCGACGCGCGCGCGGAGGGACGAGCUCGACGCCGCCGUCGCCGCGGCGGUGACGCGCGAGCGCGAGCGAUCGGCGCAGACGCUCCGACGAGCCGCGGAAGCCGCCGUCGACGCCACCGUCCAACGCGAGCCGUCGUCGAAGGAACAGGAGCUCGCGCUGGAGGAGCUCAGGAACGAGCUGGUGGAGUCGCAAAGGCAGCUGGUGCGCGCGAGGGAGGACGCGGUGGCGGCGGCGACGAGGAACGUCGGCGCCGCCAUCGUAGCCGACGCGUUGAAAUCCGCGCAAUCCAUCGGCGCCGACGAUUCGACGCGAGAACUCCUCGCCGACGUCGACGAGCUCGGCGCGGCGAUGCGCGCGUACACCGCCGCGUCCGCCUCGCUCGCGACGCCACAGACGCGCAAGGUGGACGGGGACGAGGAGAUCGCGCUGGCGCGUGAACUCCUCCUCGACGUCCCGUCGCUGGCGCCGUUGAUGCGCGAGGGGAAACGAGCAGACGUCCUCGCGACGUUCGCUCGCGUCCGCGUGUGCGUCCCGGGCGAGUCCCUGUUCCCCGUAACGCCCGUAACGCCCGUACAGGCGGGCGGCGACACCCCGGGAGGCGGGAGCGGCGUGGACAUGUACAUCGUCGCCGAGGGAUCCGUCGAGAUCGCGCCGGUGGCGGUGAACCCCUUCGACGACGUCGCGACGCGGCUGGCGUCCUCCGGCGUCGUCGUUCCCCGCACCUACGUGGCGCACCCCGGCGACGUCAUCGGCGAGGUGGCCGCCGUCGUCGACGCGCUCGCGGGUAUACGCACGAGGGCGUCGCUCCCAAACGGUGUUGGGCUCGUCGCGGGCGAGGACCUUCCGCGACGCGCCCCCGCUCGAGCGACGUGUUCAAACGACGGACCCGCGCGACUCUUCGUGAUCAACUCGAGGGACGUGGAGCGGGUGUUGGUGUUCGGCGGGUCGUCGUCGUUCGCGGAGGUACAGGGCGGGGAACGGUCCAUCGUGGGGACGCUGCACGCCGCCGUCGCGACGCGGCUCGCGGAGCUCGAGGCGAGCGCCAACAUGUCCGUCGACGGAGUCGGCGGCGGGGGAGGAAAGGGGGGGGGAAUCGGAGUGCCAGCCGGCGGGGGUUCUCAUCCCGCUCCACGGCGCGCGCGCGCGGAUCUCAACGCGCCCACCACCGCCCGCGACGCGCGGUACCCGCUGGGCGUGCGCUGGUCCGAAGAGCAGCUCAGGGCGGCGGGGCUGCGGCGCACAGCUGGCGCGUUGGAGCGCGUGGGCGAAGACGACGGGAACGCAGCCGGAAAAGACGCGAUUGCGGAUGCGAGGGAGACGGUGGCGAAGGUGAGCAAGAGCCUGCGAGCCGCCGCGGCGAGGCUCCGGGAGCGACGGUUCAGGUCGUUGGCUCAGUGA